GCCACCUCAAAUCAUGAUGGGAGCUAGUACUACAGAGGAAUGUCACAGCAGUGAGUCUGGAUGGACCAUGUACAUUGGGUCCCCAAUUGAAGAAGAGAAUGAUCAUGAGGAGGAGGAGGAUUUUGAAGGAAAUUAUCAAGGUGAUCCUGGAUUUGAAAGUGAUGAUUCCAUGGCUUCUGAUGCUUCUUCUGGGCCAAGCCAUUAUGGAAUUCAUGCCUGUGGGUUGCAGAAGGAGGAAGAGGAAUAUGAUGAGGAUCAUGAUGAGUAUUGUUUAGUUAACCAUCAUCGUCAUCACGAGAAAGCAAGUGAAAACAAACAAGUAGCAGAAAAGAGGGGAGAAAAGAAAGAGAUGAUUUUUCUCAACAGCAAUGGUGAGGCUCAGGAGGAAUAGUAUCCGGAUUGGAACAAGGAAAUAGAUGUAUUUUCAGCAGCGCCUUUUGGCUUUCACUUGUAGUAGAAUUUUUUUUUUUUUUGUAACAAUAGUUGCAAUUACGGUGCCAUAUAAGCUUCAUUUCCACACUCAUUAUAUUGUACUGUUAUGAGUUGAAUCAAGAAAUCAAGGUCAAUGCAGGUUGCUUAAUUAGCCUUUUGUUUAGCCAUUAGUAAUU
Messenger RNA from Lotus japonicus, 608 nucleotides. Its product is annotated as protein SOB FIVE-LIKE 4-like. NCBI's taxonomy places the organism in Eukaryota, Viridiplantae, Streptophyta, Magnoliopsida, Fabales, Fabaceae. The record is from RefSeq and is a predicted model, not a curated record. The coding region runs from base 14 to 391 and encodes 125 amino acids. The transcript has a single exon. Gene Ontology annotation, biological process: cytokinin biosynthetic process.